AUGAGCGAAAGGAUCAGGACCAGCAUGGUGCUCGAAAAGCUGUGCAUCAUCAGCCACACGCUGGAUUUCGUGGUCAAGCUGCAAGAAGAAAACAAGGCGUUGCGAGCCCUGUGUGAUUGUCAAGCCGACCGCCGUGCUUCGAUCAACAGCGAUAUCGAACUCGACGAGCACUACCGCAGCGCUCACAGCUACGAGUUAGCGGAAGACUUUUCUCCGCGAGACAGUGUCGACGAGAAGCCCUCUUUGACACCACCCACCUCGUUCGAUCUCGAUGCUGGUGCGGGAGACGAGAAGGAGAGGCCGAGCAAGCGACGGCUGCAUUGGGGCAGCGACGACGUUCGCGAAGCUUCGAUCCGCCAUGACGUUUGCCGUCACCGACACUGCGACCUGUCCCACUCCGAGGCUUGCCGUCGUCAAGAACCUCCUUCGUCUCUGUCGUCGAGCGAAGAAGACAUGAUCUGUGACCACGUUGUCAACGAGACCAAGCGCACCGAACUGUCACCCCCGCGAAACCUCGGUCGCCCUCUCCAAGCUUGCAGUUCGGCUGCUUCCGACGCAAGCUCCUGCCACUCGUUUUGCCGAACCCGCCACUCGUGCUGUCGAGACGAAGAGCACGAGCAUUCCGAAGCGUCUUCGGAGGCCUCCGACGAUCUCUCCUCGCCGCCUCCUCCUGCUCUUGCUCCCUCUUGCCGUGGGACAUGGCCAGCAGCAGCACCAGCCGCCCCCACCAACCACGCAGGAUAUCUCGGCCGACAGCGGCUGCCACCCAUCGUCAACCUCGGGCUGCCCAAGCACGACGCCCCCUCGCUUGCUACCCUGCGACAAGACACCUUUGCUUCUCUGUACCGCAGGGACUUGCCACGGGCCUCUGAGAUGAAUGCCGCGAGACCCUUCCGUCCGUUGUCGCUGUAUACCUCGCACGCACAAGCCCCCGCGCUACUGGGCACCAAGCCGUGA
Sporisorium graminicola is the source of this 957-nucleotide messenger RNA. RefSeq lists its product as uncharacterized. The transcript has a single exon. Lineage: Eukaryota; Fungi; Basidiomycota; Ustilaginomycetes; Ustilaginales; Ustilaginaceae. The record is from RefSeq and is a predicted model, not a curated record. The coding region runs from base 1 to 957 and encodes 318 amino acids.